CUCCUUCUUUCUCUUUCUCUUUCUUUUAUUUUUUUUUUUUGUUUCUUUGUAUUCUAUAUAUCCAUAUGGCCUCUUUUCGUAAUAGACAACCACCACCACAACAACAGCUACAACAACAGUGGGGUGUUACUGCUCCUGUAUCCAACGACUUUCCUACAGAACACGAACUCAAGUUAACAGAAGAUCUCGUAAAGACACUGCAUAAUUAUGGCUUAUUUGAGAGUGAACAAGAGGCACAUAACAGAGCUGUUGUUUUGGAUAAACUAAACGUGUUGGUGAAGGAUUUUGUUUAUCGCGUUGGAAAAUUGAAAGGAUUGUCUGAAACAGAAUCCAGAAAUGCAGGAGGCAAAAUACUUACGUUUGGUAGUUAUCGUCUUGGUGUGUAUAAUGCAGGUGCUGAUAUUGAUACUUUGUGCGUCUUUCCAAGACAUGUUGAACGCGAACACUUUUUUACUAUCAUGUAUCAUAUGUUGAGUGAACGACCAGAAGUCACUGAACUGACUGCUGUUGUUGAUGCUUAUGUACCAGUGAUCAAAAUGCAUUUUUCGGGUAUACCUAUUGACUUUGUAUGUGCAAGGUUAUCCAUGGCUGUUGUACCUGAUGAUCUUGAUCUAUCGGAUAACAAUGUUCUGUUGGGACUUGAUGAGCGAUGCGUACGUAGCUUGAAUGGUUCGCGAGUAACUGACGAAAUACUACGACUAGUGCCUAGUGUGCCUGUGUUUCGACUUGCUUUAAGAACCAUAAAAUUAUGGGCUAGAAAAAGAGCCAUUUACUCCAAUAUCAUGGGAUUUUUGGGUGGUGUAGCAUGGGCCAUGUUGGUAGCUAGAGUAUGCCAAAUGUAUCCAAAUGCAUGUGCUGCUUCGAUUGUGUCUCGUUUCUUUCUGAUCAUGUAUCAAUGGGGCUGGCCUCGACCUGUGAUAUUGAAGCCAACAGAAGAUGGACCAUUGCCUGUCCGACAGUGGAAUCCCAAACUAUAUCCUGCAGACAAAAGUCACCGUAUGCCCAUCAUCACACCUGCUUAUCCUUCUAUGUGUGCCACACACAAUGUGACAGAUUCUACGCGCGAUAUUAUGCUGAAUGAAUUCCGUCGAUCAAGUGAAAUUGCUGAUCGUAUCCUGAUGGGUACUGGACAAUGGGAAGACUUAUUUCAAGACAGUGAUUUUUUUGAUAUCUAUAAUCACUAUUUGCAAAUUGUGGCCAGUUCGUAUUCAGCACAGACACAACUUCAAUGGUCAGGACUGGUUGAAUCCAAGUUAAGACAGCUGGUGUCUAAACUAGAACUGGUUGAAUUACUGCAGAUUGCCCAUCCUUAUUUUAAGGGUAUUGAUAAAGUGCAUUAUUGUUUCCCUAUGCAAGAAAGUUGGGAUGUGGCUCAUGGUAAUUCGAUUCAUGCAGAAAGAACCUUUGUGAUUGAAGGUCCAGUCAACGAACAGCAGCAUAUUGAUGCUAUGCAUUUCUUGACACCCGAACAAAAACAGUUGCUUCAGCCUAUCUAUACCACCACAUUCUACAUUGGUCUCAAAGUGAAGCCUAUUUCAGAUGAUUCCCCCGGGCCUAGAAAACUCAACUUAGUAUGGCCAAGUACAGAAUUCCUUAAGUCUGCUCGCAUGUGGCACAAGUAUGACCAACAAACGAUGGGGAUCACCAUCAAGAAUAUUAAGGGGUAAGUGAUUCCGUAUUCAAACAUUGACUCACCACCACAUCAGUUCCAUGCUACCAGAUGAAUUAGGUCGUCUUAAGCGGCAACAGAACAAGAUAGAUUCACCACUGACCAUACCUACAUAUCAGCAUACAUAGACCAUUAAAACACACAGAGAGAAAGAGAAGAAGAAGAGAGAGGGGAGCAGGUAUCCCUCUUACUUAUACAUACAUAUACAUUUUUAAUUAUUUAAACGUAAUUUUAGAAAAAAAAAAAAAAA
Messenger RNA from Gilbertella persicaria, 1919 nucleotides. Its product is annotated as Poly(A) polymerase central domain-containing protein. NCBI's taxonomy places the organism in Eukaryota, Fungi, Mucoromycota, Mucoromycetes, Mucorales, Choanephoraceae. The transcript has 5 exons. Gene Ontology annotation, molecular function: RNA binding; poly(A) RNA polymerase activity. Gene Ontology annotation, cellular component: nucleus. The record is from RefSeq and is a predicted model, not a curated record. The coding region runs from base 66 to 1667 and encodes 533 amino acids.